UUUAAUGCACUAUUUUUCAGCUUCACACCGUUGAACAUGGAUUGUUUUCCUCAACAGCCAGGUGUCCCUCAGUCUCUUGAUCCUUUUCCCUAUUUAAUCAUGCAAUCCUCUGUCACUUGUCUUCUGUCACUUGCUAUCUCGUGCUCCCUUUUCCCCGUCCCUCAUCGAUCAUCGAUUCAUUCCAGCUGCGUUGCGUCAUUUCAGUUUUAUUUGGAUUCUACCGAAGCUGCAGUCUCGCUUUAUUUUUGUGGUUGGUGUCAAGGGAAUCAUCUCGCAGCCAAAAUGUUUUCUAUUGCUGUUUCUCCGGCUAUCUCUUUUGUUGGCGUUGGAAGGUCCCGUGUUUAUACGUACGCUUUCGAAAGGAACUCGGUGGUCAAUGCAGGCGGCCCUCAAGCUAUCCUGGAUCAUGGGCAAAAUGAUUUUCUUAGUGCUGAUGAUCCAAAUGUGAAAUCUGGAAGAUUCUUAGAAAAAAUAAGGGAGAGGCUACUAAAGGUCGAACUCUCAGUGUCUGCAUAUGAUACUGCUUGGGUUUCGAUGGUCCCAUCUUCAACAUUUCCUAGAACUCCUUACUUUCCAGAAUGUCUUGAUUGGAUAAUGGAUAAUCAGCUUCCUGAUGGUUCAUGGGUCCCCACACAUCACAAGCCUUCUAUUACUAAAGAUAUUUUGUCAUCCACUUUAGCUUGUGUGCUGGCACUUUGGCGAUGGAAAGUUGGUGAGGAGUAUGUCAAAAAAGGUCUCUCCUUCAUCGGAACUAAUUUCUUCUCUAGUGUAAAUGAGCGACAACAAUCUCCUGUUGGCUUUAGUAUUAUAUUUCCAGGUAUGAUCAGUUAUGCAAUAAAUAUGGGGUUGGAUCUUCCAUUGAGAGAAAGUGACAUAGAUGCAAUGCUUUCUAUGAGGGAAGAAAAACUUGGAAGAGAGGUUGAGAAAAAUAUGAUUGGAAGCAAGGCUUACCUUGCAUUUGUUGCUGAAGGACUAUGCGGCUUACAUGAUUGGAAAGAGGUUAUGAGCUAUCAAAGAAAAAAUGGCUCACUCUUUAACUCCCCCUCAACAACUGCUGCUGCACUUUGCCAUAUUCGAGAUGAUAAAUCCCUUAAUUACUUGAGUUCUGUCUUACAAAAGUUUGGCUGCUCAGUUCCAACAACCUACCCAUUUGACAUACAUAUGCAUCUUUCCGUGGUUGAUAAACUUGAGAGGCUUGGAGUUUCUCUGCAUUUCAUUCAUGAUAUAAGGGGAAUUCUAGACAGAGCUUAUAGAUGUUGGGUGGAUAAAGAUGAGGAAAUUUAUUUAAACAUAGCUACUUGUGCCAUGUCAUUUCGACUUUUACGUUUGCAUGGAUAUGACGUCUCCUCUGAUGCUUUAGCUCCAUUUGCUGAUAUGAGGCAUUUCAAGAAUACACUCCAGGGAUAUAUUAGAGAUUUAAAUGCUAUUAUCGAGCUCUAUAAGGCUUCACAGGUUCAGAUCUCACCGGAGGAAGCAGUUCUAAAGAAAUUAAAUUCUUGGGUGACUCAUUUUCUCAAGGAAGAAUUGAAUACCAAUGCCAACCACUCACUGGAUAUUUUACAAGAGGUUGAUCAUACGCUCGGGUUUCCCUUUUACGCAAGUAUGGAAAGGCUGGAGCACAAAUUAAAUAUUGAACACUACAAUUCAGAUAAAUUGCAUAUGCUCAAGUCAUCAUUUGUGUAUAGUAUGAAAAAUAAUGACCUUCUGAAGCUUGCUGUGCAUACAUUCAAUACUUCCCAAUUGACAUAUAAGAAAGAACUUCAGUAUCUAGAGAGUUGGGUUAAAGAGAGCAAGUUCAAUCAGCUCGGAUUUUCUCGACAGAAACAAAUUUAUUGUUAUCUCUCUGCUGUUAUGACAUUUUUCUCCUCAGAAACAUCAAGUGCUCGCAUAUGUUGGGCCCAAUGUAGUACACUAAUUACUGUAAUAGAUGAUUUUUUUGAUUUUGGAGGUUCCUCCGAAGAACUAGCAAAUCUUAUCAAGCUGGUUGAGAAAUGGCAUGGAGUUCAAGAAAAAGACUUCUGCUCUGAAAAUGUAAAGAUCAUUUUUUUUGCUCUCUACAAUACUAUUAAUGAACUUGGAGCAAAGGCUUCUCUUUUCCAAAAGCGUGAUGUCACCAAGGAUAUUAUUAAUGUGGUUUUGACAUGUUGUAACUGGCAGUGGCUAGUUUUGUUGAGCUCCGAGAUGAAAGAAGCUGAGUGGCGACAGAAUAGUACAUUUCCUACUUUUGAUGAGUACAUGACUAGUGCAAUUCCAUCAUUUGCUCUGGGGCCUAUUAUUCUACCUUCUAUCUAUUUGGCUGUGCCUGAACUUUUAGAGAACAUCAUCGGAUCUCCGGAAUACAAGAAUUUAUUAAAACUUUUGGGCAAAUUUGGUCGUCUUAUCAAUGAUAUUCAAGGAUAUCAGAGAGAGAAAGCAACAGGGAAACUAAAUAGCUUGUGGCUAAUUGUUCACCAUGGAAAUGGCUCUAUUUCUGAAGAAGAUGCCAGAAAACAUAUGUGGAGUUUGAUAGACUCCACUAGGGCUGAGUUGCUUGGGCUGGUUCUCCAGAACAAGGGAAGCGUGGUUCCAAGAGCAUGCAAAGAGGUGUUUUGGAAAACGUGCAAAGCAGCGUAUAUAUUUUAUAGAAACAAUGAUGGAUUCACCUCACCCACGGAAAUGGAUGGUACUGUGAAUGCUGUUAUUUAUGAGCCUUUGAAGGUGAGCCAUCUUUCGCAAUCUCAAUCCUAGAAGAGCCAUAUUUUUUGAUAUCAUCAAAAUCAUUGUGCCAUUGGUUAUUGCUGCGAUGCUUAUUUCUCAUUUGUUCGUAUAUUAUAAUAUUUAGUU
Phalaenopsis equestris is the source of this 2823-nucleotide messenger RNA. Its product is annotated as ent-kaur-16-ene synthase, chloroplastic-like. Gene Ontology annotation, biological process: diterpenoid biosynthetic process. Lineage: Eukaryota; Viridiplantae; Streptophyta; Magnoliopsida; Asparagales; Orchidaceae. Gene Ontology annotation, molecular function: magnesium ion binding; terpene synthase activity. The coding region runs from base 37 to 2727 and encodes 896 amino acids. The transcript is spliced from 15 exons. The record is from RefSeq and is a predicted model, not a curated record.